This is a messenger RNA of Clarias gariepinus (North African catfish), 1842 nucleotides long. It is a transcript of the gene jmjd4, whose product is annotated as jumonji domain containing 4. The record is from RefSeq and is a predicted model, not a curated record. Gene Ontology annotation, biological process: positive regulation of translational termination; negative regulation of gene expression; protein hydroxylation. Gene Ontology annotation, cellular component: nucleus; cytoplasm. Gene Ontology annotation, molecular function: histone H4R3 demethylase activity; sequence-specific DNA binding. NCBI's taxonomy places the organism in Eukaryota, Metazoa, Chordata, Actinopteri, Siluriformes, Clariidae. The coding region runs from base 421 to 1680 and encodes 419 amino acids. The transcript is spliced from 6 exons.
UCCGUUUUUACACAUACCCAUCGAUAUUAAUUAUAAGACGUUUUAAUUUUUAUUAUUUUAAUGAAAUUCUAAUAUAAAUAACACAUUUUACCUGAUAUUUCUGUGUAAAUUUUAGUGUAAGGGCUUGUGCGUCUGUUAUAUUCUUCCCCUGGAAACCGCACAGUCCACGCUAAGAUAAAGUAAAAAAAAAAAAACGAGAGAAAAAAAAAUAGAUCGGAUUAUUUUCGCUUUAAAAAAACGUAAAACCAGAUUGUUUAAUCUUUCUGUUAUGAUCUGUAAUCUAUACUCAUAAACGUGUAAACAAAAUAUUUAAAAAUGAACUGAGUAGCUGCUGCAAUAGUCUGGUGAUUAGUUGCUUUGAGGUAAAUAAAGGUUAUAACCAGGUUAUAAGAAGGUUAUAACUGCUCGAAGUGCCAUGCCAUGGACAGAGAGACGUUCGGUGCAUGCGGCAGCCUGGUGAAGCUGGAGCGCCAGCCAUGUGCCCAGCCGCGGCCGUCUCACUGUCUGCCCUACAUCCAGACAGAAAUCCCCUACAGCCAGUUCUUCAGCAAACACCUGCUGCCCAACCGGCCGUGCAUGUUCUCCUCAGCGUUCACCCAGAACUGGAGCUGUAGGAGCCGCUGGGUCGGCCCCGACGCCAAACCCGACUUCCACACGCUCCUGCAGGAGUUCGACGAGAUGCCGGUCCCAGUGGCAGACUGCAGCACCAAAGAGUACAACUCCAACCCCAAGCACUCCAUGAGCUUCAGAGAUUUCAUCUCGUACUGGAGGGACUACAUCCAGAAUGGACACUCAUCACCCAAAGGCUGUCUUUACCUCAAGGACUGGCACAUGCAAAGGAUGUUUCCAGAUCACCACGCCUACACUACGCCCAUCUACUUCUCUUCUGAUUGGCUGAACGAGUACUGGGACACGCUAGACUUCGACGAUUAUCGCUUUGUCUACAUGGGACCUAAAGGAUCCUGGACGCCAUUCCACGCUGAUGUGUUCCGCUCCUACAGCUGGUCAGCGAACAUCUGCGGCCGUAAGAAAUGGCUGCUCUACCCACCAGGGCAGGAAGAAUACCUUCGGGACUGCUGUGGAAACCUGGCCUAUGAUGUCACUUCCCCCGCCCUGCAGGAUCAGCGUCAUUUCCCACGGUUCAGUGAAGCAUGUCGCCCCCUGGAGGUCAUUCAGGAGGCUGGAGAGAUCCUGUUCGUCCCCAGCGGCUGGCAUCACCAAGUCUACAACCUGGAGGACACAAUCUCCAUUAACCAUAACUGGCUGAACGGCUGUAAUAUAGACAUAAUGUGGGAGUUUCUUCAGGGGGAGCUGUCCUCUGUACAAAGGGAGAUAGAUGAGUGGAGGGACACCAUGGAUUCCUGGGACAGUCACUGUCAGGUGAUGAUGAAGUCAUGUACGGGGAUCAACUACGGUGAAUUCGCCUCCUUUCUCAGAACCAUCGCUAAUCAACGGAUCUCCUUCCUCUCCUCUGGCCAUGGUAAUGCCGUCUCUGAGACACUGGGCGCUCUUGGGCCUCACCAUGCGACCUUUGAUCUUCAGAGGGUGGCUCAUACCUUAGAGAGCAUGCUCGUUAACGAGGACUUUAAGAGAGUGGAGGCCUCUGCGCUGGGCUUUAACGUGGUGGAACUGCUGCAGGAGAUCAGAGACACCAUCAGCAAAUACAAUGCCGUGUACUGAACAUUGCAUGAGGUGCACAGUGACACCAAUGCUUCAGUGUUUAUUCUGUAAACAAAUGUGAUCCUGAUGAUGUCACAUACUAAUAAAGUGUAAUUACAGACGAGUCUCGUUUACUCUGUUUUAAUCUUGAGCUGAACAAACAGCAGCGACCUGAACUCAGUC